Cylindrotheca closterium is the source of this 870-nucleotide messenger RNA. The record is from the annotation of a GenBank genome assembly. Lineage: Eukaryota; Bacillariophyta; Bacillariophyceae; Bacillariales; Bacillariaceae.
AUGGGAAUCCAAUCGCAAAACUGCAAUGGCAGUAUCGAAGCCGCAAAGAAAAGAGGCACCAAGAUCAAGCGCCCAAAGCAGCAACUUUUGCAAGUGCAAGUUGGAGGGAGCCUUCCUUUUCUUCCUACAUUCCAUUGCAAACGAUGCCGUAUCACCCAAUUUGGAUCAGCGGUUUUAGAAAAAUAUCAUGGAGGGCACCAUGAUCACUGUGGGGAAAGGACCAAAAACAAGAAGAAUAAAGCAACGCCGCAAUCCAACACUAUGUUCGAUUACACAACAAAUGUUUGUUGUGCAGCUGCUGCAACUGCUGCACCUCAGAGGAAAAAGAAAGCGCCACCAAUCAACGUUAUUGCUGGAAGUGUGGGCUACAAUACACAACAUCUUAAUUCAAUGGGUAUUGACAGCGACUUUGUAUUGGAUAUGAAGCGGAGCAUUGAUGAAAGGAUGGAUGAGUUGGAGCACAACCAAAAGCCAUCUUGGGCCUUGAGUCAACAAGCACCACCAAGAAUGAUUAUUGCAACUGAUCUCAUUCUUUCUCAUUUUGAACACCGUCGCCUCCAGUCUGCUGACUGUGUCCUUCCGCAAACUAAAGGUUUUUGUACUGCAAUGACAGCAGACAAUGCAUUGGGAGUACAUCCUUUAUAUUUCCACAAGACACAAGCUACAGUCAAAGCCCGAUCUAUCAUUGCCUUUCAGGGGACGAAAUCCUACAUGUUGACUGGCAGCUUGCUUUUUCGAACCUCCGUUUGCCAUUUCCAAAGUGCUCCCGCGGUUCUUUGGUCCAUACUCAAAGGAACUUCAAAAAGAAUCCAGGAAGUCUAUUUCCAAUUUGGAGACAUGAUGGCGCCAUUACAUGGGCGGUUAUCAUGA